UCAGGAUAAGAUACUUGAAGAACUUGAUAAGGAACAUACCACUCAUGACUCAAUGUCAGAUUCCGAAGAAGAUGGAAUUCGCAUUGAUACAGAAAAAGCUCUUGCUGAGAAAGAAAAGGGCAAUACUUAUUUUAAACAAGGAAAGUAUGAUGCUGCAAUAGAAUGCUAUACAAAAGGAAUGAAUGCAGAUCCUUACAAUCCAGCUUUACCUACUAAUAGGGCAUCUGCCUUUUUUCGGCUGAAAAAGUUUUCUGUGGCUGAAUCUGAUUGCAGUUUAGCCCUUGCCUUAAACAAAAAUUACACAAAGGCUUAUAGCAGAAGAGGGGCAGCUCGCUUUGUCUUGCAAAAUUUUAAAGGUGCCAAAAAAGAUUAUGAAAAGGUUUUAGAAUUGGAUCCAAACAACUUUGCAGCGAAGAAUGAACUUAGGAAAAUUGAACAGGCUCUCUUGUCAAAAGAAAAUUGUCAGGCUGAAGAAACAGAUACUUUUAGGAAAGUGGAAAUUGCAGAAGAGGAACUGAAACAAUUGGAGGAGGAGCAGUUGAAGCAAAAGGCUAUGGCAGAAAAAGAUUUGGGUAAUAGGUAUUUCAAAGCAGAUAAAUAUGAAACAGCAAUAGAAUGCUACACACGUGGAAUAGCAGCAGAUGGCACCAAUGCACUUCUUCCAGCAAAUAGAGCCAUGGCCUAUUUAAAAGUUCAAAAGUGAGUUGUUUAGAUAUGCAUUUUUAUGUA
Crotalus tigris (Tiger rattlesnake) is the source of this 729-nucleotide messenger RNA. Its product is annotated as RNA polymerase II-associated protein 3-like. Gene Ontology annotation, molecular function: protein binding. NCBI's taxonomy places the organism in Eukaryota, Metazoa, Chordata, Lepidosauria, Squamata, Viperidae. The record is from RefSeq and is a predicted model, not a curated record. Bases 53 to 703 code for a protein of 216 amino acids. The transcript is spliced from 6 exons.